CUAUUGGUUUUCUAACUAAAAGAUAAAAAUAAAGGAUAAACAUAAAAUUAUUCUUUGAUUAUUCAUAAUAGUUUAUUAUUAUUUUUGGUUAAAUCUUCGAGUAUACUAUCUCAUCUCUUUAUCGCGAUAUUCAAGGGCCACUUUAAGCCACGUAGGGUAUUUCAACGCGAACUUUGUCGCUCUCUUGUAUUUCGAGUAUCAACGGUCUGUUAUAGAUAGAGGAACUCGCGUGGAAUGUACCGUGUUCGAUUUGUGGACAGCUGCCGCGACCGUUGGGACGCGUGCCCCAAUCGCAACAGCUGCUCCAAUACGAAUGCAUUUCGGUCACAAACAAGCUCUUUAUCGUUCCCUCUUUCUCUCCCUUCCGCGUAUACUAAGAGAGAGAGAGAGAGAGAGAGAGAGAGAGAGAGAGAGAGAGAAAGUCGUUGAAGCGUCAGCGUUAACGGCCGAAAAGUCAGGGAACAAACGGAAAGCGUCGGUAUUUUUUUUCCAUUAUUUCGCUCGAUCUCGAUAGCAAGUAAGAAGAAGGAAAGUAUCUUCUCCAUUUCCUUUUUCAAGUAGUAUCUAGUCGGAAACUCGCCUUUUUUUUUGCAAACUUUCCCGACAUGGCACAUCGUUUAAACUGGUCGAGUGAAAGCGAUGGGAAAAACGAUCGAAAUUGAGAUCAAUUGCGAACGAAAAAGAACUAGCGUAUAAGCGAAAGAUUUUUCGUUUUCGAUCGACGACGACGUUUCUUUUUAAAUCAUACACCGCUAGUGGAGUCGAUCGAUCGUUCUUGCUUUGGUGAGCGUUCUAAGGCGGUGCUAUUUAUCUCGGUUUUACGUAAGAACGAGUUUCGAUGCGACGACGCCUUUAACGAGAUCGUUGUCGCCGAUCGCGAUAAUCGCGAUUCCGCGAUCGAUCAGAAUUUGUUUUUUUGAUGGAAAGUGCAAGCCGUUCUCCUUCGGCUCCGCUCGGUCGAGUUUUCUUUCAUACCGCGUUAUCGAGAAAGUUUCUUUCUCCUUUUUCCUUUUACUCCUCUCGUUCCAUCGCAAAAUCCAGAUAUAAUAACAACAAAGUUGCAUGGAAGUCUUGCGGUCUGUCGAUUUAGGCCAACUUUCUCGGCUAACGUUAAUUACGGGCAAACGAUGGUUAAUCGCUAUCGAUUAUCCAUCUGUUGACUAUGUCAAAAUCCUUAUUAGAAUAACGAUUGUCACGGUAAAUAAAGAAAAAUAUCAAUUUUCGAGAUAAUAUGCAAGAAGCCUAUUGGCGUCAAACAUUGUCGUCCCACGCGUGCCUCGGCACACACAACCGUGCCAUUUCGUCGAACGAAUGAUAGACCUUUCCGAAUGAUUGACCGAGCGGAGAAUCCGCGGAGAAUACGAUGGUCAUCUAUAGUUUGCGUAUUAUUUCUAUAAACGAUGUACGAGCGAAAAGGUCGAGAGUUAAGGUUUACACGUUUAAACGAGCAACAAUAAAGGUUAGCACGAGCUAGUACGAGCUAUCCUCUCCCCGAGGACCAUGGGGAUAUAUUUCCUCUCUGAAAGUUAUCUUUGAUUCUAACGUAAUAUCCACACUAAAGUCGUGCGCAUUUGCGUAACACCUAACGACCGACUAAAUUUUUCUCUCUUUCAGAAGAUUAUCGAUGAUAUAAAGUAAUUGAAAAGGAAAAGAUAUCGUCGGUGAUUCGCAAUAUUUUUAUAUUUCUUCUAUUUUCUAUCGUGAAACUGCACGAAAGUAACGAUCUGUGUGAAGCGAGCUUAACGUAACACUGGAGGAUACGAGUAUAUCUAUCCGUCGGUCUCUGUUGUCCCUUUCACUGCAAGUCGCUCGCGUGGGAGGUACGUAGAGAAGUUUGUAGCAAUUUCAACCGAGACUAGUACUUUACUCCUAUCUCUCAGUUACCAUUCAAACGUCUACCGUGAAAGAUCUCUUUUACGUUACGAUCGGCGAAUUAUCUUGAUAAAUUUCUUCGGCUCGAAUGACCGAUCGUGUCAUAUACGUGAAACGCUUAAAAGAUCUUUAACGAAUUCGCGAGAGAGGGGGAAGGUAGAGAGAGAGAGAGAGAGAGAGAGAGAGAGAGAGUUGAUCGCGCUUGCACCGCGCGCAACGUAACAACGAUAAUAAAAUAUUUUACGGAAUAUCCGUUCUCGAAGGAGAACGACUGUGAAACGGAAGCGACGUCUGAACAAAAAAGACUCGAAGAAUAAUCGCGUCGCUUCACAAUCGGUCGCACUUGCAUAACGUUAAUUAAGGGAAAAGAAUGGAGGCAAGGAGGAUUAAGAAAUUGUUACGCCUCUGUGAGAUCCUCGUCUGAUUGGUUGUCUAAACGAAUAGAAUAUCUUUCUACGUUGCUAGAGAUUGCAAAUUCGCGAUAGAAAGCGAAGAGAGUAUAUUUCUUUUAUCCGCGAUCGAAUUUAAAAGCGUAUCCUUCUGCGUUCAGAAUGAGCCCGAUCGAGCAGGCAAAGACCCUCGGCUCGCUCGAGCUUCGCUUGUGACGCGCGUCAUGUGCGGAGUGCAUAAUCGACCCAACCAAGACGCAUCUGACGCAUUCAAAGGCGAAAAACAAUGGAAAACGUUUACGUGAUAAAAGUGAAGACGAAGCCGGCUCUCUCGUCGUUGUACCCGUCGGAACGACGUUAUUCGGCUUCGACCGUCGGUGGCCUUGCCCUGGUACAUUUUGGCUUAGGCGCCCUUUCCCUACUUCUAGGCACCCUGGCGCUCUCCGUUCAGGGAGCGAUAUUAUCGAUAGCCUGUUUGGUACCGUUCGUCGCGGGACUCUUAGCCUGGAGAAGGUGGUACAUCGAUCGAAAUAUAACCAUUUUCUUUUCUGCAAAUCUCUUCUCGUUGCUGGCGGCCAUCCUUUGCCUCGUCGUGACCAUCCUCGAUAUCGCUGCUGUUGCAGAGACCAAUAAUGGAUCUCUCUGGCCUAUGGAAAAGAUUCUUCGUAGUUCGAGCGAUCCUUUCGUUAUCGAUAAUAAUAACAACGUCACCGCUCUCGUCGAGGAGACCACGAUGAAAGUAGAGAAAUACGUUAACGAAAGCGACAGGGGACUUGCCUACGACGAUCUCAAGGGAGAAAGUUCUAUAUUGUACGAAAGAACCAUGCCAAUCUCGGGUAACGAACUGGAAAAGGAAUCGGAAAAUAAGAGCAAAGAAGUACCCCUUGACAGAGACAAAGUUUUAUCCUUUUGGCGAAAAGAUCGGAUCGGCGAAUCCUCGCAGACGGAAACGCUACUUAAGGUGAACGUACUCGUUGCUUCUCUUUUGGAAGUAUUUUGGUCCCUUCUCAGUGCGAAGAUAGCUCUACGUGGUAUGAUGAAUCGAUUUCCGGACAUCGAUUACGGUAACAACAACGUCGUUAACGACAACGAUUCGAAGAGGGUCGCUUCUGCAGGACACAAGAGAAAGCAUCCACCACCACCGAGACCGGAUAUAUUGGAUCACGAUCAUGGAUUAUCCGAUAGCGCGUUAAAUAUCAAUUCUAUGAGCUCCGUUCAAAGCGCUGCACCGAAUCCUGCACUUCCCUUACCCGAAUCUAGCAGAGAGUUUCGUGAAAGGGUCGAAAGAUUCUUAGCGAAUCAAGCAGCUCUCAGAAUCGUCGAGGGAUCUUGUACGUAAUUAAUACGAAGAGGAAGAUGCAAAAGAGACUUGAUUCGUUCACCGCGAUCUCAAAGUAUUACGAUUAUUCUCCUUAAAAUAUAAGUAGAUAGGUUGUUAUAACAGGGUAUACACCAUAUAUACGAUACAUAUACAAUAUAUGUAUAUAUCGUUAUCGUAAGGAUAAAUCGGCUAAUUACUUGUCCCCGAAGUAGACGACUAAAAAUAUUCUCUAAGCUAGUUAUACUUACGUAAUCGGUGUCUGGUAACGGAACGAAGUAAAGCCGCCGCCGCCGCCGCCGCCGCCGCCGCCGCCGCCGCCGCCG
This is a messenger RNA of Vespa mandarinia (Asian giant hornet), 3905 nucleotides long. RefSeq lists its product as uncharacterized. Lineage: Eukaryota; Metazoa; Arthropoda; Insecta; Hymenoptera; Vespidae. The record is from RefSeq and is a predicted model, not a curated record.